AGCAUUUGAUAUUUUAAUUUUUUCAUAACUUAACGAUAAUGUUUAAUUGGUUAUGGGCAAGUAUUCAAAUUUCAAAGCCACCAUGUAAAGAAAAAUCUAAAAAUUGAAUUCAAUUCAAAAACGACGUUUAUGAUCCGUCGUUACAAGGAGAAAUGUGUAGUAAUUCUUCAAAUUUCCAUGAACAAUCCUAUGUGGACAACGACCGACCCACUGUUUCAAGCUCUAUUAAUGUUGUUCAUCCAUUUCAUCCUGUACUAGCUAACAACACAAGCUUCAUAUCUGAGCCUAUGAGUUACUGCGCGAACAGAAAGUGUCCGAACUGGAAGUGUCUUGACGAUUCGGCAAUAAUACAUGGAACGUGUUGCGGAUGUCCCAACAUUUUUGGAGAUGAUGUACCUGUGCUCUGUUCAAAGGAUUUAAAAUGCCCACGUUUAAUGAAGGACCUGUGCACCGAUUUCAAUUAUAUGAUUUUAUGUUGUUGUUCCACUAAUAAUAAUUAUUAUAAUAUCUACAGCAGUAGCUAAUUUAUGUUUUGUUCCGUCAAAUCGAAUUGUGUACCAAAAUGUAAUGAAUUCACUGACAUUAAUAAUAAAUUAUAAAAAUAUCGUCAAA
Molecule: messenger RNA, 612 nt
Organism: Aphis gossypii (cotton aphid)
Lineage: Eukaryota; Metazoa; Arthropoda; Insecta; Hemiptera; Aphididae
Exons: 4
Coding region: 153-524 (123 amino acids)
Source: RefSeq, a predicted model, not a curated record